GCCGCAAGCGCUUCAAGUGGCAGCUCUCAGUUCCACUCCAACCUACCCCGGACCGUAAGGAGUCAUCCGCCUCGGGGACAUUUACCGGUCUGCUCAGCUUCUACAGAUCAGCUCCAUACUUUCUCAUAUCAACAACAUUAACUCUAAGAGGAGUGCGAAAACAAAAUUCUUAAGAAACACGCCAUAAUGCUGCAAUGAUUGCUUCUUCCACCAGGUUAAUAAGGCGGCGAGGGCCUGCAGCCUCUACUAUUCUUCGAUCUUGGCCCUGUCACACCUCAUAUCGAUGCUUGUCUCAAUGGAGGGGCCCUAGACAAUCGCAUUGGAGUCAUGGAGGCACACGGAGCCGGCUGGUGACGAGACGGAGUUUACACUCCCCGAAAGUGUCGGAUGAUGAGAUUGCGACACUGGCUCGACAACAUCAACAUCCUCUGUGUCUCGCAGACCUCGUGAGACACGGCCGGCCUCCUCUAUCCUCCAAGUCCCUCCUCUCAUCCGCCAAUUUCGCCCUUUCUCUUCUUCCCGUGCGCCUCGCCCAUCGUAUCCAAGCGCUUCGCAACCUUCCUUACAUUGUCGUUGCGAACCCGAACAUCUCACGUAUAUACAACAACUAUCUCCAUUCUUUAUCGAUACUCCUUCCAUACUGGCACGCGACCCGUGAAGGACGACCAAUCUCGAAUCUCGAAGACGAGAUACGCUUCACGAAUGUACUGGCCGAGCUCGUUGCGACACACACCGAUACUAUCCCCAUUCUUGCAAAGGGCUUCCUCGAAUGUCGACGGUAUAUAUCUCCCGAAGAGGUCACGAAAUUCCUCGACCAGCACCUCCGCGCUCGAAUCGGUACGCGCCUCAUUGCGGAGCAGCAUAUUGCACUACAUUUCAGUUCUCAGCCGCACUUUGACCCCGAUGCUAGUCCAACACCGUGCCCUGAUGAUCCCUCGUACAUUGGAGUCAUCGACACAGCUCUUCGCCCUGCACAAAUAGUAGAGUCAUGUGCUGGCUUCGUCGCUGAUAUCUGUGAGCUUCGAUAUGGCGUCCGGCCUCUUCUCUAUAUUCAUGGCGAGCCAGACACCACAUUCGCAUUUGUCCCUAUGCACCUCGAGUACAUAGUUACUGAACUGCUGAAAAAUGCUUUCCGUGCUACAAUUGAGAACAAGUCUAACGAACCUGUAAUCGUCACGAUCGCACCAGAGCCUGCAUUGACUGAAGAGCCCUCAACAACAUCUUGGUCAAAUUCAUCGACCAAAGACAGCGAUUUGCCCUCAAAGGACAGCCGAAACGCCACCAAUAACGAUGCGAUAGUCCCUCUAGAUGAUAAUGCUCCUGGAGUGACGAUUCGUAUUCGCGAUCGUGGUGGCGGGAUACCACCAGAGGUCAGCCCGAAUAUCUGGUCAUACUCAUUCACCACCUUCUCCGACGACAUGGAUGACUUCCCAGGAGAUGGCAAUGGUGGCGACGGUCUCAGUGCGAUAUCAACUGCCAGCACUGGUGGUAGUUCCAUUGCAGGUCUGGGAUACGGACUACCUCUGAGCAGGGCGUACGCCGAGUACUUUGGAGGUGGCAUCGCGGUGCAGAGUCUAUAUGGAUGGGGAACGGAUGUAUACCUACGAUUAAAGGGCGUUGGAAACCUGGGUAAGAAGUAGUGGAGGCAUAUAGCAUUUGGUAUUGGAUAUCUAAGUCACAUACGAAGCCAUGGUUGAGUAACGAGAUGAAGUGGACAAUAAAGAACAUGAUUACAAAAUGAGGACGACACCAGAACGACCGACAGGAUCAUAUGAGUGAACGAUGUAGCAUGCAGGGAAUUUGGGCUAGAAAGAAGGAGAACAUUUACCAGGCAGAGUCAAGUUACUGACAUAUGAUUUUUCAAGAUGAAG
Fusarium oxysporum Fo47 is the source of this 1871-nucleotide messenger RNA. RefSeq names its product branched-chain alpha-ketoacid dehydrogenase. NCBI's taxonomy places the organism in Eukaryota, Fungi, Ascomycota, Sordariomycetes, Hypocreales, Nectriaceae. Gene Ontology annotation, molecular function: pyruvate dehydrogenase (acetyl-transferring) kinase activity. The record is from RefSeq and is a predicted model, not a curated record. The coding region runs from base 195 to 1640 and encodes 481 amino acids. The transcript has 2 exons. Gene Ontology annotation, cellular component: mitochondrion. Gene Ontology annotation, biological process: protein phosphorylation; regulation of glucose metabolic process.